Messenger RNA from Taeniopygia guttata (zebra finch), 2576 nucleotides. The record is from RefSeq and is a predicted model, not a curated record. NCBI's taxonomy places the organism in Eukaryota, Metazoa, Chordata, Aves, Passeriformes, Estrildidae.
AGCCGUUGUCAUGGUGACGGUGAUGGCGGCCGUGAUGGUGAUGGCGGCCUAGGCCGCGCCUGGCGGUGAGGGCGGAGGGGACUCCGGGAAACCGGGACGGGGCGAGGAUCCCACCCGUGGGAGGGCACGGAAAGGGAAAUCCUACCUGGGGAGCGGCUGAUUCUCCCCCCCGGGAGGGGAUCCGCAGCGAGGUCAGCCAUGUCUCCUCUCUCUCCCCUCAGCUGUUCUUUCUCCUUUCCUUUCCUCUUUCUCCUUUCCUCUCGCGUUCCGUUCCGUUCCUUGGAUUUACCGGAGCCGCCGGGAUGACUCAAGCGGAGCUCCGGCUCUGCUCCCUCCUGCUGCGGGAGAAUUUUGGCGAAAUUGUGGAAAAAGUUGGGAAUUCUCUACUCCGGACCGGCCCGCGGCCGUUGCGGUUGCUGGUGGGGGACACGGGGCUGCUGCCGGAUCAGGUGAAGAAGGCGCUGUGCGUGCUCCUGCAGCACGGGCUGGCGCGCUACGCGCCGCAGCCGCGGGGCCCGGUGGAGUACGAGGCGCGGAGCCGGCGCGUCCUGCGCCUCCUGCGCUACCCCCGCUACAUCUACACGGCCAAGACGCUCUACGGCGACCCCGGCGAGCUGCUGGUGGAGGAGCUGCUGCUCCACGGGCACCUCCCCAUGAGCGCCGCCGUGGCCAGGGUGGCCGAGCGCCUCACCGAGACCAUGGAAGACGGGAAGUCCAUGGAUGUCAGCGAGGUCUCGGCCACCUUCGUGCGCCUGGCCGACACACACUUCAUCCAGCGCUGCCCCGCGCCCCCCGCGCUGCCCCCCGAGGUGCCCCCUGAUGCCAGGGUGCCGCCGCCUGCCCCGGCCAGCGAGGACAAGGACAGGUUCCUCGUGCCGCGCCUCGGCCUCGGCGGCAAAGGGAAGAGGAGACACUCGUGUGAUGAGGAAGAGGAGGGCGAGCACAGAGCCAAAAGGCAGAAGCAGGAGGGAGGAAGCUCCGAGCCUCCCCCAGAUGAUGGAAUUUACUGGCAGGUGAACCUGGAACGUUUCCACCAACAUUUCCGAGACCAGGCUCUGGUCAGUGCCGUGGCCAGCAGGAUGGACCAGACCAGCAGUGAGGUGGUGAGGACGAUGCUUCGCAUGAGCGAGGUGACCACGGCCUCGGGCGCCUCCCACACUCAGCCCCUCUCCUCCAAUGAGAUUUUCAGGUCUCUCCCUGCCGGGUACAACAUUAGCAAAGCUGUGCUGGAUCAAUACUUGGCGCUGCUGGCCGAUGAUCCGCUGGAGUUCGUGGGGAAGGCGGGGGACAGUGGAGGGGGCACCUACACUGUCAACCUGCACAAGGCCCUGGUGUCCCUGGCCACGGCCACGCUGGAAUCCAUCGUGGAGGAGAGGUUCGGCUCCCGCUGCGCCCGAAUUUUCCGGCUGCUGCUGCGCAAGAAGCACCUGGAGCAGAAGCAGGUGGAGGACUUCGCCAUGAUCCCGGCCAAGGAGGCCAAGGACAUGCUCUACAGGAUGCUCUCCGAGAACCUGGUGGCACUGCAGGAGAUUCCCAAGACUCCUGACCACGCUCCCUCCCGCACCUUUUACCUGUACACGGUGAACGUGAUGGCCGCUGCUCGGAUGCUGCUCCACAGGUGCUACCAGAGCGUGGCCAACCUGAUGGAGCGAAGACACCACGAGAUGCGGGAGAACAAGAGGCUCCUGGAGAAGUCGCAGCGCGUGGAGGCCAUCCUGGCCUCCAUGCAGGCCACGGGGGCCGAGGCGGCGCAGCUGCACGAGGUGGAGGAGAUGAUCACGGGUCCCGAGAGGCAGCAGCUGGAGAACCUCAAACGCAACGUCAACAAGAUCGACGCCAGCGAGAACCAGGUGGAUGAGACCAUCUUUGUGCUGGAGGCGUUCAUCGAGAGCACCAUGAAGAGGCCGUGAGGGGACAGGGACAGGGACAAGGGGGGGACAGGGACAGGACAGGGACGGGACAUGGAGCAGCUGCCUCUGCCCACGGGGCUCGUGCUGCUGAGGAGAGUAAAGGAACGGUUGGUGAAGGGCCUGCGUGUCAGCUGGGCACGGGGACACACAGGGACACGGGGACAGACACGGGGACACGGGGACACAGGACACUGUGGUCCCCUCUCCCACGAGUGACCUGGGGUGACGCUGUCCCCAGUGUCCCCUGUCUGUCCUGGCAGCUUCACCUGGGAGCAAUCCCUGAAUGGAUGGAAUUUUGGAGCUGGAAUCCAGAUUUGGGCCAGGUUUAGGGUUUAGGGUUUGGGCCAGGUUUAGGAUUCAGGAUUUGGGCCAGGUUUAGGGUUUUGGGUCAUGUUUAGGGUUUUGGGCCAGGUUUAGGAUUCAGGAUUUGGGCCAGGUUCAGGGUUUUGGGUCAUGUUUAGGGUUUUGGGCCAGGUUUAGGGUUUUUGCCAGGUUUAGGGUUAUGUGCAUGGUGGCUCUGGAAGAAACUCAAGAUUCUUUGCUAAAUCCCACACGACAUCACGCACAGAAAGAGAACUUGUGCAUAUCAGUGAAAAUACUGAAAACUUGGAAAAUGUAAGAAAACGUUUUCUAUGUGAAGGAAAUAAAAAUAAUUCAUAAAUUGGA